UGGGCCGUGCCAAGCCUCGCUUGCAAGCUGCAGCUCUAAGUGAAAAAGAAGGAAGAAAACAAAAUAAUUUGUCUGUUUCAGUGAGUUUGUGGACUAGAUUCUUAGGUGGGUCUUCUCAUGUUGGUUAGUGCAAGUCGCAGUCUUCUACUUAUUGCUCGAGGAAAAUGGCAGGCAGAUCGAACAGGAAGUUCUGAAAAUAUCAGCUAGAGCUCACACCAUAGCCAAGAAACCCACAGCUACUUCUUUUCGAGUUCCUUCAGCAAUGCUAGUGCCAAUAGCAGCUGCCUUGAUAGCCGGUUUAUUGGGUUAUGCAUAUCAGGCAUUAAAGCCUCCGCUUCCAAAGGUUUGCGGGUCGAUUGAUGGUCCUCCUGUUACCAGUCCUAGAAUCAAACUUAGUGAUGGGAGACAUUUGGCCUACAGGGAGACAGGAGUUCCUAGGGAAGAGGCUAAGUACAAAAUCAUCAUCAUUCAUGGUUUUGACAGCUCCAAGGAUCUGAACUUACCUGCCUCUCAGGAACUGAUAGAGGAAAUGGGGAUAUAUUUCGUGCUUUUUGAUAGAGCAGGUUAUGGGCAGAGUGAUCCAAAUCCGUCAAGGACGGUGAAGAGUGAAGCAUAUGACAUUCAAGAGCUUGUGGACAAAUUGCAGAUUGGGUUGAGGUUUUAUGUAAUUGGAAUCUCAAUGGGAGCCUACCCUGUUUACAGUUGCCUAAAAUAUAUACCACAUAGGUUAUCAGGAGCUGCCCUGGUAGUUCCCUUUGUGCACUACUGGUGGCCUCGUUUUCCUUCCAAUUUAGCAAGUGAGGCUUUCAAGAGAUUAUUAGUGCAGGACCAAUGGACAUUUCGAAUUGCUCAUUAUGCUCCUUGGUUAUUCUACUGGUGGAUGACUCAGAAAUGGUUCCCUUCUUUAAGUAUCACGGCUGGAAAAACUGAAAUUCUUAGUGAGGAAGAUUUAGAGAUCUUGAAGAGGUGGUCAGAAACCCAAACUGUUGGUCAGGAUAACAUUCGACAAGGUGUUUAUGAAUCUCUACAUCGAGACAUAAUGGUCAGUUAUGCAAACUGGGAAUUUGGUCCAACAGAUCUGAUUAAUCCUUUUCCAAAGGAAGAGGGAUCAGUUCACAUUUGGCAAGGUUGCAAAGACAAAAUCAUUGCUUCUCAAAUGAACCGUUAUAUCUCUGAGAAACUCCCAUGGAUUCAUUAUCAUGAGGUUCCUGAUGGAGGACAUUUCUUGAUCUUUGAGAGGAAAAACUGUGACGCAAUUUUAAGGGCGCUUUUACUCACAUAAGCAUCUGCCCUCAUAGUUGACCUGUUCAGUUGAUGUUUAUAUCGAGUAGAUUGUUCAGUGUAAGAAAGGCCCCUAUGCAUGUAAAGGAAUAUAUUUCCAAUUUCAGCAAACGAUAUAGCAGCAAAGUGGUAAUGAUUUCCUGCACAAUCUGAGAUGGGGGAGUUUAAUAGGAUGGAGCUAAGAAUCCAUUUAUUUGGUAAGAAUAAGGCAUUUAGUUGAUUACUUGGGAGAGUCAGGAAGACAAAAUUAUGCUUUUGAAUUACCAUGAUAUAUUGUUCAUGGAUCCCGGCCUCAUUGAGGUCGAAAUGAAGGUUUGUGUCAUCCUAAAGUGUAAAGGUGUUCAAAUGAGAGUUCAUUGGAACGAAUUUGCAUGAAUUUUAUACAUGAAAGUUUUCUUUCUUAUGAAGCAAA
Molecule: messenger RNA, 1693 nt
Organism: Carica papaya (papaya)
Lineage: Eukaryota; Viridiplantae; Streptophyta; Magnoliopsida; Brassicales; Caricaceae
Source: RefSeq, a predicted model, not a curated record